AUGUCUCCCGCCAAACCAUGCGCUACACCGACACCCAUGGGCGUGAGCUCGCCUCCCUCCCUUGACCUCAGCACUCACACGUGGAUCGAUGAGCGGACAUACCCGGGGAUCAUUGACAACAUUGUGCGCUCCGCCGACAGGGCCGUGCACGCCGCGUUCCAGUGCACGUCGCGACAUUGGCGGAAGCGCGUCGAUGUUAUCCGCUCCACGCAUCUGGUGCUCGAUGGCGAGCUCUACACGGACUUUCCACGGCGCUUCUCAGACAACCGGCUGCACAACGGGCUUAAGCUGUACUUCUUUAACGAGCUCACCUACCACGUGUCGUCGUCGGACUCGGACCCGGACAUGCAGAUCAGCUUGCCGGCAAUGAACGUGACGCGCACGCGCGUUCUCGACAUACGCAACACGGUUCGCCGGCCUGUAUUUGACGCCGUUGCGGCGCUCUUGCCACCCCUCGACACCCUACGCGUGUAUGCGUACUUCGAGCUGAUCCAGCCCUGGGGGCUGUAUCAGAGUGACUGCUUCACCGCUUUCUUCUCGCAGGGGUACACGCCGGGUACCCCUCGGAACGAGCCGUGGCGGAUGCGCACGCUCGUUGUAUUCAGCCAUCUUGGGCAGCACGCCCUGUCGGCGUACCGCAUCGCCAUCAAUCCUUUUGACCUGCCCAAGGCCGUCCGGCGAUUGCAACUUGAGCUCGAGGUAGAGCAUCUCGUCGUGCACUUGGCCGUGCCCGGCGGUGAAGCGCCGCUCGCGGGCUUUGAGCGCGAUGUGUACCCCAUACCAAGUUUGACGCGCGCCACAUUCAUCUUCACCCCGGCGACGCGGCCGUGGCGUAGCCCCACUAAGGCCCGGGAGACAGACACCCUCGGCGACCUCAAAGCUGUUGUGGAGGCGCUAGGUGUGCCCGUCACCUUCGUAGGCUUCGAUCUCGUGAAGGGCCGCGUUAACGGCAACAUCAAGGACCUGGGCGUCACGGUCGUUGACACGGCCACGUACCGCGCACAAGUGGGCGAGGUCGAGUGGGCUGUGUUCACCCGCGAGGCUGAGGCUAGGCCGCCGUCCUAUGCUGAGCGAGAGCGAGCGGAGAAGAGAAGGCGAGCUAGAGCUGGCACAUGA
Messenger RNA from Cutaneotrichosporon oleaginosum, 1116 nucleotides. RefSeq lists its product as uncharacterized. Lineage: Eukaryota; Fungi; Basidiomycota; Tremellomycetes; Trichosporonales; Trichosporonaceae. The record is from RefSeq and is a predicted model, not a curated record.